GUCAGGCCGUUUGUUGUCAUUGGCGGCUCCCAAGAUGGCGUCCAUCAUGGAAGGGCCGCUGAGCAAAUGGACUAACGUGAUGAAGGGCUGGCAGUAUCGCUGGUUCGUGCUGGACUACAAUGCCGGGCUGCUCUCCUACUACACGUCCAAGGACAAAAUGAUGAGAGGUUCACGCAGAGGAUGUGUUAGACUCAGAGGAGCUGUGAUUGGUAUAGACGAUGAGGACGACAGCACCUUCACAAUAACUGUUGAUCAGAAAACCUUCCAUUUCCAGGCUCGUGAUGCUGAUGAGCGAGAGAAGUGGAUCCAUGCCUUAGAAGAAACAAUUCUUCGACAUACUCUCCAGCUUCAAAUCAGUACCACACUUGCUUUUUUCCAGUCUUCUGGUAUCUCUCCAGUUCUUGAAUUUUCAAAAAUAAUUGGUUUGGAUUCAGGAUUUGUUCCAAGUGUCCAAGACUUUGAUAAGAAACUUACAGAAGCUGAUGCUUACCUACAAAUCUUGAUAGAACAAUUAAAGCUCUUUGAUGACAAGCUUCAAAACUGCAAAGAUGAUGAACAGAGAAAGAAAAUUGAAACUCUCAAAGAGACAACAAAUAACAUGGUAGAAUCAAUUAAACACUGCAUUGUGCUGCUGCAGAUUGCUAAAGACCAGAGUAAUGCGGAGAAGCACGCAGAUGGAAUUAUAAGUACUAUAAAUCCUGUAGAUGCAGUAUAUCAACCUAGUCCCUUGGAACCUGUGAUCAGCACAAUGCCUUCCCAGACUGUCUUACCUCCAGAGCCUGCUCAGUUGUGCAAGUCAGAGCAGCGUCCAUCCUCCCUACCAGUUGGACCUGUAUUAUCUACCUUGGGACAUCAUCAGACUCCAACACCAAAUAGUACAGGCAGUGGGCACUCACCACCUAGUAGCAGCCUGACUUCUCCAAGCCAUGUCAACUUGUCGCCAAAUACCGUCCCAGAGUUCUCUUAUUCUAGCAGUGAGGAUGAAUUCUAUGAUGCUGAUGAAUUCCAUCAAAGUGGCUCAUCCCCAAAGCGCUUAAUAGAUUCCUCUGGAUCUGCCUCAGUCUUGACACACAGCAGCUCAGGAAAUAGUCUAAAGCGCCCAGAUACCACAGAAUCACUUAAUUCUUCCAUGUCCAAUGGAACAAGUGAUGCUGACCUUUUCGAUUCCCAUGACGAUAGAGAUGAUGAAGGGGAGGCGGAGUCAGUGGAAGAGCACAAGAGCGUCAUCAUGCAUCUCUUGUCCCAGGUUAGGCUUGGGAUGGAUCUUACUAAGGUAGUUCUUCCAACAUUUAUUCUUGAAAGAAGAUCUCUUUUAGAAAUGUAUGCAGACUUUUUUGCACACCCGGACCUGUUUGUAAGCAUUAGUGACCAGAAGGAUCCUAGGGAUCGAAUGGUUCAGGUUGUGAAGUGGUACCUCUCAGCCUUUCAUGCGGGAAGGAAAGGAUCCGUUGCCAAAAAGCCAUACAACCCCAUUUUGGGUGAGAUCUUUCAGUGUCACUGGACAUUACCAAAUGACACCGAAGAGAACGCAGAGCUAGUUUCAGAAGGACCGGUUCCUGGAGUUUCCAAAAACAGUGUAACAUUUGUGGCGGAACAGGUUUCCCAUCAUCCACCCAUUUCAGCUUUUUAUGCUGAGUGUUUUAACAAGAAGAUACAAUUCAAUGCUCAUAUAUGGACCAAGUCAAAAUUCCUUGGGAUGUCAAUUGGGGUACACAAUAUAGGGCAAGGUGAGUUUGUGGGCAUGGUCUGGACUGCAGUGUUAAAAGGAGAAUUUUACGUCAUUCCAGUGUAUGCUGAGCACUCGAUGUCAUUGCUUGCAUGCUGUGUCUCGUGUCUAGACUAUGAUGAACAUUACAUUCUCACAUUCCCCAAUGGUUAUGGAAGGUCUAUCCUCACAGUGCCCUGGGUAGAGCUAGGAGGAGAAUGCAAUAUUAAUUGUUCCAAAACGGGCUACAGUGCAAAUAUCGUCUUUCACACUAAACCUUUCUAUGGGGGCAAGAAGCACAGAAUUACUGCUGAGAUUUUUUCUCCAAAUGACAAAAAGUCUUUUUGCUCGGUUGAAGGGGAAUGGAAUGGUGUAAUGUAUGCAAAAUAUGCAACAGGGGAAAAUGCAGUCUUUAUAGAUACCAAGAAGUUGCCCAUAAUCAAGAAGAAAGUGAGGAAGUUGGAAGAUCAAAAUGAGUAUGAAUCCCGCUGCCUUUGGAAAGAUGUCACUUUCAACUUAAAAAUCAGAGACAUUGAUGCAGCAACGGAAGCAAAGCACAGACUUGAAGAAAGACAAAGAGCGGAAGCCCGAGAAAGGAAGGAGAAGGAAAUUCAAUGGGAGACAAGGUUGUUUCACGAAGAUGGAGAAUGUUGGGUUUAUGAUGAACCCUUACUGAAACGUCUUGGUGCUGCCAAGCAUUAGGGUGGGAGAUGUCAAGUUUACAACGGAUGACCAGGGCAGCAGGCGUAAUUAAGCAACAAACAAUCUUCCUUUGGGAGAAUCUGAUCGCUCCCUUCUUACUGCAGUGGUUCCUAUCUCAGGGAUACUGGACUUUCUGAUGCAGAUGAACAAUUAAAGCAAGAAGAGCGUC
Molecule: messenger RNA, 2576 nt
Organism: Loxodonta africana (African savanna elephant)
Lineage: Eukaryota; Metazoa; Chordata; Mammalia; Proboscidea; Elephantidae
Gene: OSBPL9
Product: oxysterol binding protein like 9
Exons: 25
Coding region: 35-2407 (790 amino acids)
Cellular component (GO): intracellular membrane-bounded organelle; cytosol; membrane
Molecular function (GO): sterol binding
Source: RefSeq, a predicted model, not a curated record